UUUCUUUAGAUAUUUCUCCUUCUUUUCAGUUUCUAACAUGGUAUCAGAGCUAUAAGCUCUUGGUUCUUUUCUCUUAUCAUCGCUGUUGGGUUUUUUGGAGUUGGAUUUUCAAUUCCAUUCCAGAUCUGAAACUUUGUCAUUAGGAUCUCUUCUCAUACAGAUUGGAUUGUUUAUUCUCGAUUCUCAGACCCUUUCUGAGGUAUUUUGUUGGUUUGUUAUUUCAAUCUUGGCAUCUAUUUCUCCAUAUUUUUAGAGUUUUUCAAUAUUGUGAGUUUAUUGAUUCUAUGACGAGUUUUGAAAGGAUUGUAACUCAUCCUGCUACUGCUACGGUUGCCAAAGAAGUGAUAGAACAACCUAAUGUCAACCUUAAAUCCCUAAAACAGGUGAUAUUAAAUCUUUUUAAUGCUCCUACUGCCUUAUAUACUGCUCUGGGUACCAAACCUUGGUAUUUCGAUUCUGGUUGUUGUAACCAUAUGUCUUCAAUUACUGCUCAUUUCUCUUCAAUGUCACCUAAUAAUUCCUUUCCUGAUAUUUAUUCUGCUGAUGGUUUCCCUAUGAAUGACCCACGGAGAAGACAACUUCUUGGAACUAGUCGCAAGGUGGGGCAUUUGUUUGAGCUCAACUAUCUGCAUAUUCCUGAUAAUAAAAUGGAUACACCAUCAUUUCCAAAUGAUCGAUUCAUCCAAGCCCUGCUUUGUGCUAUUGAAUUAGAGUCUUUGCAAAUUCCAUAUCAACAAAUCUUCCAAGUCUGUGCUGCUACUAACAUUUCUCCUCUCCAUUUGUGGCACUCACGACUCGGACAUACCUCUGUCGAACUUCUUUCAUUGCAGUGGCUUCUUGAAGAUAUGGGCAUUCCUCAACCUUCUUCUACUGAUUUAUAUUGUGAUAAUCAAAGUGCUAUGCAGAUUGCUCAUAAUGAUGUCUUUCAUGAACGCACUAAACACAUUGAGGUUGAUUGUCACUUUAUUCGCCAUCAUGUCAAUCUGCAAAGCAACCAGCUUUAUCUUUUUCAAGUAGUCAUUCUCAUUCUACUGCUCCUUUUGAUCUUGUGCAUUAUGAUGUUUGGGGUCCAUCUCCUACACCCACCAUGGGGGGUUCCAGUUUUGAGAACUGACAACGCUACUGAAUAUCUUGGUACUAAACUUCAAUCUUUUUUGAAAGAACAGGGUACACUGCCACAACAAUCUUGUCCUUAUACUUCUGAACAAAAUGGGCGAGCUGAACGCAAACACAGACACAUCCUUGAUUCUGUUCGUGCUCUGCUCAUUUCAUCCUCUUGUCCAGAGCGAUUUUGGGGUGAGGCUGCUCUUACAACUGCUUAUCUUAUUAAUCGCAUUCCAUCAUCAGUCCUUAAUAACCAGUCUCCAUAUGAGCGUCUACAUGGUAUUCUUCUUGCUUAUAAUCUUCUUAAGGUUUUUGGUUGUGCAUGUUUUGUUCUUCUUCCUCCUCAUGAACAUAACAAGUUAGAACCUAGAGCUCGAUUAUGCUGUUUUUUGGGUUAUGGGAUUACGCAAAAAGGAUAUCGUUGUUUGGACCCUGUGUCACAAAAACUCCAAGUUUCACGUCAUGUUGUAUUUUGGGAACACACUAUGUUCUCAUCAUUGUCAAACUUCAAAGUGUCACCCUCUCAUCAACCUCCAUUUUUUACUAAUCUUUCUAUUGAGCUAUUUCCUAGUGAUUCUAAUGCAGGUACAUCUGAUGAGCUCUACAAUGCCUCACCACAUGCUCCAACCAGUUCUGUAGAAGAUGAUCUGCCUGCUAGUAAUGCAUUAGAUAAUUUUGAGCCUUCUUCUACUUCCUCGUCUACAAAUGAGCUUGUUGUCCCAUCCUCGAGUCAUCCUACUCAGAUUGCUCAUAAUGAUGUCUUUCAUGAACGCACUAAACACAUUGAGGUUGAUUGUCGCUUUAUUCACCAUCAUGUUGCACAAGGAACUGUUCAUUUGGUUUUCAUUGACUCCGCUGAUCAACCAGCAGAUCUCUUUACCAAGGCUCAUUUUCCUGGACGCUUUCGUACUCUUCUUUCCAAACUCAAGUUGGUUUCAUCACAACUACCUUGAGUUUGAGGGGGGAUGUUAAAAUGUGAACAUAAUUAUAUUUAGAAUUAUUGUAAAUAUUUUAUACUUUAGAAUAUUCUCUUUGUAUACUUUAUACCUUAGAAUAUUCUUUUUGUAAACACCUAUAUAUAGGUCAUUGUACAUACAGUAUAAUUCAAGAAAGCAAUAAACCUUUC
This is a messenger RNA of Rubroshorea leprosula, 2230 nucleotides long. Lineage: Eukaryota; Viridiplantae; Streptophyta; Magnoliopsida; Malvales; Dipterocarpaceae. The record is from the annotation of a GenBank genome assembly.